This is a messenger RNA of Talaromyces atroroseus, 1668 nucleotides long. RefSeq names its product Nucleolar GTP-binding protein 2. Gene Ontology annotation, molecular function: GTP binding. The transcript is spliced from 3 exons. Gene Ontology annotation, cellular component: nucleolus. Bases 1 to 1668 code for a protein of 555 amino acids. The record is from RefSeq and is a predicted model, not a curated record. NCBI's taxonomy places the organism in Eukaryota, Fungi, Ascomycota, Eurotiomycetes, Eurotiales, Trichocomaceae.
AUGGGUACCGGAAAGAAGGAAGCCUCUCGCAGAGAGCGCCAGGGGAAGGUGGGCGAUGGCAUGGCCAAUGUCCGCACCAAAGGCGAGAACUUUUAUCGCGAUGCGAAGAAGGUCCGCCAUCUUAACAUGUACAAAGAUGGCAAGGCCAAGCACGACGCCGAAGGAAAUGUUGUCAAAGCUGCUUCGUACCAGUCGCGAGAGCUCCCCAAUGCUCGGAUUGAGCCAAAUCGCAAGUGGUUCGGCAAUACCAGGGUGAUAUCACAAGAGGCAUUGACUUCCUUUCGCGAAGCGGUCGCCGAGCGAGCUUCAGACCCUUACCAGGUGCUUUUGAAGACCAACAAACUGCCCAUGAGUUUGAUCAGAGACGGUCAGGAACUCAAUGGUCUCAAGCAGCAUCGUGCCAAGAUGACAAUCGAAACGGCCCCUUUUGGUGACACUUUUGGGCCCAAGGCUCAGCGGAAACGCGUCAAGCUUGAUGUUGGCUCGUUGGAAGAUCUCGCUGGAGAGUCCGUCAAGAUGCAUGAUACAUACCUGGAACGCUUGGAUCAAGCUAAAUUGUUAAGUGGGAGGUCCGGUGAGGAUGAUUCCGAAGACACACCUAUCCUGGGAACUGCUCGAGAACAUGUCUUUUCCAAAGGCCAAAGCAAGCGCAUUUGGAACGAACUUUACAAGGUGAUCGACUCCUCAGAUGUUGUCAUCCACGUUCUGGACGCUCGCAAUCCUGAGGGAACAAGAUGCAGAAGUAUUGAAAAGUACAUUCGUGAAGAGGCUCCGCAUAAGCACCUUAUAUUUGUUCUAAAUAAGUGUGACUUGGUCCCUACAAAGGUAGCUGCUGCUUGGGUGCGCCAUCUUUCCAAGGACUACCCGACUCUUGCUUUCCAUGCUUCCAUCAACAAUUCCUUCGGCAAAGGAUCGCUCAUUCAGCUGUUGCGUCAGUUCUCAUCGCUUCACUCCGACCGCAAGCAGAUCUCCGUCGGCUUCAUCGGCUAUCCUAACACAGGCAAAUCUUCGAUUAUCAACACUCUCCGAAAGAAGAAGGUCUGCACAGUGGCCCCAAUUCCUGGAGAAACUAAAGUAUGGCAAUACAUUACAUUGAUGAAGAGAAUAUAUCUCAUCGACUGCCCGGGAGUUGUGCCCCCGAACAGCAAUGAUACCGAAGAAGACAUUUUGCUUCGAGGCGUUGUCCGAGUGGAAAAUGUUCACAAUCCCGAGCAAUAUAUCCCCGGUGUUUUAAAGAGGGUACAGAAGCGUCACAUCGAACGGACUUAUGAUAUCAAAGACUUUAAUGGAGAUGCCAUAGAAUUCCUUAGCGUACUGGCUCGUAAAGGAGGCAGACUUCUACGAGGCGGCGAGCCCGAUCUGGAUGGUGUUGCUAAAAUGGUGAUCAACGACUUUCUCCGAGGAAAAAUUCCUUGGUUUACGCCUCCCCCUCAUAGUGCUGCAAAUGAGGAUGAAAAGAUCGAAGGCAGAGAUGGUCGCCUGGGAGAAAUGUCCCGAAAACGCAAGAGGGAAACAGCAGCUCCGGCCUCUGAGGCAACGACCUCCGAAGCAAAAGACGAGCAAGAGUCUGGAGAAGACGAUGAUUUCGAGGGAUUCGACGACGACUCGGAAUCAGAGGGAGGAAUACACGUCUCGGAUGAUGAGGAGAGUGAAAAGGGCGAGGAUUGA